AUGCAACAAAACAGGAUUAACAAAGUUAUUAGCCCACGAGAGAAAGUUCUUGAGGUGUUGCAUAGAUAUCAACUUGUGUUUAAUGAGCUGGAUCGGGAGAAGGCAGAGCGGCGUGGAACCAAAGAUGCAAGGAGUCAGAUAGAUUUAAAGACAAGGGCUAUUCUCAUAAAAGAAGGGGAGCAAGUGAAUAGUCAAAAGAUGAUUGGACCAGUCCCUGGAAUCGAAGUUGGUGAUGAGUUUGAAUACAAAUCAGUACUCAGCUUGAUCGGUCUCCAUUUCGACCUCAUGGGAGGGAUUGAUUACAUGUGCAGAGGAAACUUGAAACUAGCUACAAGCAUUGUAUCAUCAGAAGAUAAUGGUUACAAUGACAGAUUCGAGUCUGAUGUGAUCAUUUACUCUGGUGAAGGAGGUUACAUGAUGAGCAAGGAUCAUGAAGUAGUUAAAGAUCAGCAGCUGGUUAAUGGCAACGAGGCUCUAGCUAAUAGCAUGAAGGAAAAGACUCCAGUGAGAGUGAUACGUGGAGAGAAGGGAUUGAAAAAAAGUGGAAAGAAGAUGUAUGCUUAUGAUGGGUUGUAUUGGGUUAAGGAUUAUUGGAAAGAGAUAGGAGCUCAAGGUAAUAUUGUGUUCAAGUUUAAACUUUGUAGGAUUCCUGGUCAACCUCAUGUUCACUAG
Molecule: messenger RNA, 672 nt
Organism: Eutrema salsugineum
Lineage: Eukaryota; Viridiplantae; Streptophyta; Magnoliopsida; Brassicales; Brassicaceae
Product: YDG domain-containing protein At5g47160
Source: RefSeq, a predicted model, not a curated record